This is a messenger RNA of Planococcus citri (citrus mealybug), 1240 nucleotides long. RefSeq names its product BSD domain-containing protein 1-like. The record is from RefSeq and is a predicted model, not a curated record. Lineage: Eukaryota; Metazoa; Arthropoda; Insecta; Hemiptera; Pseudococcidae. Gene Ontology annotation, cellular component: cytoplasm. The coding region runs from base 175 to 1134 and encodes 319 amino acids. The transcript is spliced from 9 exons.
GAUGUUAAUAAUAUUUUUAUUUUGACUUCGCCUUGUCAAAUCAAUUAAAAAAUCUUGUUUCGUAAGGAGCUUUUGUGUUUUUGCUACGAUGAAAAUGAUUUUCUAUAUAAUUAUUUAAUCAAAAAAUAUUUAAUAUCGCUGUGUUUGUAUUUCAAUCACUCCGUGAAAAUCAACAUGACUGAAGAAAAUAGAGAUAAAACCGAAGAAAACAAAGAAGAUGAGAAUUCGUGGUCAUGGAAAUCGUGGUAUUCAGCAGCUAAGAAUAAAUCCGGAGAAGUAUUUGACUACUUGAAACAAGACCUGAAUGAGAUAUCGACUACUGUAAAAAGUGAAGCUUCGAGCUUUCUGAAUACUACUCGAACUGCCAUUGUAGAUGGAAUUCAAAUCACUAAUCCGGAAUGGACUUCUGCUACCAGCACUGUGAAAGAAUCUGUUUCUUCGAUAUUGUCUCAAGUUAGUAGUGCAUUAAGUCCGCAACCUUGUGACGGAGAUGAAGAACCUUUUAUAGUUGAGAACGAUAAGAUUGUUAGUAUUUCAAAAUUUCAGAGUAAACUAUACUUACUAUCAGCGGAUACGAGUACUUAUUUGAAAGAUAUCGAAGAAACUUUAUCAACGCGAUAUAGUGCUUGGUUGGAAAGCCUCAAACAUUACGAAUUUGAUCCACUUUCUAACGAAAAAUUAACCAAACUAUUGUUAACCAAUUCCAGAUUAAAAGAAAAUUAUGAGAAAUUAGUUCCAGAACAGGUUUCCCAUGGGGAAUUCUGGAAUCGGUUUCUGUUCAGAAAAGCUUUACUAGAAGAUGAAGAAGCAGAAAAAGUUAGAAAGAAAAGCGUCGAAAGUAAAAUUGCUGAUAGUUUGCAUUGGGAUAAAGAAACAUUGGGUUCGCAUCUGUCGCUUUCUGAAGAAGAACAAAAUCAACUAUUGAAAGAGUACGAAGAAGAGCUUAGUUCGAUAUCAACCAAACCUGAAACUAUUGAAACCACCAAGGAUGAGAUUACCAAACAAAUUCUAACUUCCAGCGCAACCAAUUCUAUAUCUGAAGGUUCAUCUGCUCAAUCACUGAAUGAUCGAGAGAGCAGUUCUGACGAUUGGGAAAAAGAUUUUGAUAUCGAAGAAAUACCGCAGAAUGUAUAGUCGUAUAAUAUCAUGAAAUAGGUAGUAGAAGCAGAAACCGUGUCCUUUUGAGUAAUUUUAUAUAAAAACUUUAUAUAUUCAUUUGUUAAUAUAAAUCUUCAUUUUA